CUCCGUGUCCCGUGCGCGUCCCCGCGCCUGCCGCGCGUGCCCGGCCCCGCCGGCGUCCCCGCCCGUCCGGGGCGGGCCCGGCCGUGACGCGCUCCCGGUUCCUGCGGCGGCGCGAUGCCGGGGGAGGCGGUCACGCUGCAGCUCGGCCACUUCUCGGGCUGCGUGGGCGCGCACUGGUGGGGGCUGCAGGCCGCCGCGCUGCGCGGCCCCGCCGAGCCCGCCGAGCUCCGCGCGGCCGCGCUGCUCCGCUUCGGGCGGGGCCCCGCCGGCCCCGAGACCCCCUCGCCGCGGCUGGUGGCGCUGGAGCUGAAAGGCGGCGUGGGCGCGCUCGGAGCGGACGGGGCGGGCACGGAGCCGCCGGUGAGCUGGGACGGGGCCGUGGCCGAUUACCGGGAGCGGGGCCGCGCGUCGCGGGACACCGGGAGCCGCAGGGGAGACGCCGCCGGGGACGCGAAGGGGGAUCCCGGCGCUGCGGGGCCAGGUGCAGCUCCUGGGGGGUCCCAGGAUGCUCCCUCAGUGAGGCUCUGGUCUGAUUACCUCAACGUGCACCUGCACCCCAAGAGUGUCUACGUGAUCCGGCAGUACCUGCACGAUGGGGAUUGUGGUUGUCUCGAAGCCUUUGGGCAAGGUGAAAGCCUCCUGCAGGACCCUGCCUGUGUGGAGGAGCUGGAAGAUCGGCUGCACUUCUAUGUUGAGGAGUGUGAUUAUCUUCAGGGGUUUCAGGUCCUUUGUGACCUUCACAAUGGAUUCUCUGGAGUGGGUGCCAAGGUGACAGAGCUGCUCCACGAUGAGUAUUCACGGAAAGGGAUCCUGACCUGGGGCCUGACUCCAGUCCUGAGUGCUGUGGGAGACCCUCAGAAGAGUUUUUACAGACUGAUGAACACGGCCCUGGGCAUUGCCCACCUCUCCCGUCACAGCUCCCUCUUCUGCCCCCUGUCACUCAGUGGGAGUCUGGGACUCAAGCCAGAACCUCCUGUGACAUUUCCAUACAUAAAAUACAACGCAUCCCUGAACUACCACAGCAGUGCAAUUUUGGCAGCAGCACUCGACACCCUCACGGCUCCCUACAGGCUCUGCUCCUCCCAGGGCUCCAUGCUGCACUUCGCUGACUCCCUCACCUUCUCUGGGAGGAAGGUUGUGGCUGCACGGGCAGCUCUUCCCUUCCCUGCCUUGUCUGGCUCCUCGCUCCCUGAUGCUCUAAGUGCCCACCAGGAAGUGCCCUGGAAGCUUCUGUCCUCGUGGAAGGAGCAAAAGGUCAGCAGCUGUUUUGCUCAGUCUGUUGUGCUGCGAGGAAUGUGCCAAGAGAAAGCCACCAGGUAAAUCAGCAGCAGAACUGCACUUGCUGCAGGAUUCCUCACUGGGGGCAUCCACGCUCCCUCCACUGAGGAGCAGUCUAGUGAGCGAGUGCUACUGAUUUUAGAGCAAAACAGCUCAAAAGCAGCUGAGGCAGUGAUGGUUUCAGGCUGGAAACCCCUGAAUUUCCUUUGCAGCAGCUGUCUGGGCCUGCCCAGGUCCCCCCUGCACGGCUGUGAGAGCCCUGAGCAGGUGCUCCAGCAGUACUGCCACACGCUGUUCCCAGGAGCCUUCAGCACAGCCCACGUGCUCCAGCAGCCCUGUCACACCCGGCCUCCCUUCCCCCAGUUCUUCUCUCCUCUCCUGACCAGACGAGGCUUCCUCCUGGACAGAGCUCAGGGCUUUUCCUCAGCAGGUGUGGAGAGCAUUCCUGUGCUGGCAGCCCUGCAGAGCUGCCCUGGCCUGCACUGGCUGCUCUCGGGGCUGUGCCGGGAGCUGCGGGCGCGGCGCUGGAGCAGCUUCUGCACGGCUGGGCUGGAGCAGGACGACUUCCAGGAGGCCCUGGAGGAGAUCACGACCCUGGCCCAGUGCUAUGAGACAGGGUUUGGAGCUGAUGGAUCUGAGGAUGAAGCAGAUUCCGACUAAUCUGGAGUGGGAGUGGCUUUAAGGUGACUCCCAGAAUAAAGGGUAUGGUUUUGGA
Molecule: messenger RNA, 1993 nt
Organism: Motacilla alba alba
Lineage: Eukaryota; Metazoa; Chordata; Aves; Passeriformes; Motacillidae
Gene: MSTO1
Product: misato mitochondrial distribution and morphology regulator 1
Exons: 13
Coding region: 115-1320 (401 amino acids)
Biological process (GO): mitochondrion distribution
Cellular component (GO): cytoplasm
Source: RefSeq, a predicted model, not a curated record